Molecule: messenger RNA, 1659 nt
Organism: Setaria italica (foxtail millet)
Lineage: Eukaryota; Viridiplantae; Streptophyta; Magnoliopsida; Poales; Poaceae
Product: trihelix transcription factor ASR3-like
Exons: 2
Coding region: 82-1272 (396 amino acids)
Source: RefSeq, a predicted model, not a curated record
CACCACCUCCACCCUCGCAUCCCGAUGCCCAGCGCCAGCGCGCCGAGCCAGACGCAAACGCCGUAGCGCGGCUGCCGGCUCAUGUCGGCCAACACCAUGGCCAAGGCAGCGGCGACGGCGGCGGCGCCCAUGUCCGGCUCCUCCGACCCCUCCCCGUCCUCGUCCGCGGCGGCGUCACCGCUGGCGCUGCUCCGGCAGCACCCUCACGCCCACGCCGGCCACCUGACGCCGCCCUCGCCGGCGUCGGGGCCCGCGCCGCCGCCGCCGUCCCCGGCGUCCGCGCCGCGGGACUACCGCAAGGGCAACUGGACCCUCCACGAGACGCUCAUCCUCAUCACGGCCAAGCGGCUGGACGACGACCGCCGCGCUGGCGCUGGCGCUGGCGUCGGAGGCCACGGCCACGGGUCGCCCACGACGCCGCGGUCGGCGGAGCAGCGGUGGAAAUGGGUGGAGAACUACUGCUGGAACCAUGGCUGCCUCCGCAGCCAGAACCAGUGCAACGAUAAGUGGGACAACCUCCUCCGCGACUACAAGAAGGUCCGCGACUACGAGUCCCGCACCGCCACCACCACCGCCGCUGCCGCACCCGCCGCGGCGCCCGGCGGCGGCGGCGCGGGCGCCGUCCCGUCCUACUGGAGCAUGGAGCGGCACGAGCGCAAGGAUCGCAACCUUCCCACCAACCUGGCGCCCGAGGUGUUCGACGCGCUGACGGACGUGCUCUCCCGCCGAGCCGCGCGGCGCGGGGGCGCGGCGAUCGCGGCCGCCCCGCCACCCCAGCUCGCGCUCCCGCCGCCGCCUCCUCCUCCACCACCUCCAGCGCCGUCAUCCCCGCCGAAGCCUCUCCUCGUGCAGCCCCGCGCCCCGCCGCCACCGCCUCCACUGCCGCUUCCGACAGCGGUGGCGCCGCCGGCGACGUCGGUUUCCGCUGAGGAGCUGACUGGGUCGUCGGAGUCCGGGGAGGACGAGGAGGAGGAGGGGUCGGAGGACGGCGAGGAGCCGGAGCCGAAGCGGCGGCGGCUGAACCGUCUGGGAUCGAGCGUGGUGCGCAGCGCGACGGUGCUGGCGCGCACCCUGGUGGCGUGCGAGGAGAAGCGGGAACGGCGGCACCGGGAGGUCCUGGAGCUGGAGGAGCGGCGGUUGCGGCUGGAGGAGCAGCGCACGGAGGUGCGCCGCCAGGGCUUCGCCGGCCUCAUCUCCGCCGUCAACAGCCUCUCCAGCGCCAUCCACGCUCUCGUCGCCGAUCACCGCAGCGGCGACUCCGCAUCCCGGUGACCGCCGCCGCCGCCGAUCGCCGUCGUCGUGCAUGCCCUCAUGCCUAGCUAGCAGCCUAGCAUUCUCGCAUUGUGCGAUCCGGCCGGCUGAUCGACGACGACGACCGAUGAGGCAUCAGAUGUAAAUAAGGUGGAUGAUGAUGAUUGAUUGUGUUGGAGACACUGGAGAGGCUGUGACUAGAAAUUUUUUUGGAGAUUGGUGGGUCGCAUGCAUGCAGGCAUCAUCGCGGCAUGCAUGUACAUGUCCUAGCUUAAUUGGGUGUCUUGUUCCUCUGGCCGGCUUGAUGAGUUCGUCUUCGAUCUCCUGGGCUAAGUACUGAGCAGCAGCAGUGGACUUGACACUGUUGUUACUGUUGGUGUUGUGGAAUGGUGUGGGGGUAUUCAUUAU